Anneissia japonica is the source of this 6034-nucleotide messenger RNA. Its product is annotated as calcium/calmodulin-dependent protein kinase type II subunit delta-like. Bases 144 to 1478 code for a protein of 444 amino acids. NCBI's taxonomy places the organism in Eukaryota, Metazoa, Echinodermata, Crinoidea, Comatulida, Comatulidae. Gene Ontology annotation, molecular function: calcium/calmodulin-dependent protein kinase activity; ATP binding; calmodulin binding. The transcript is spliced from 17 exons. Gene Ontology annotation, biological process: protein phosphorylation. Gene Ontology annotation, cellular component: neuron projection; cytoplasm. The record is from RefSeq and is a predicted model, not a curated record.
CAGUUCGUCUCCAUUAUAGUAUCAGGUCUGGAAAUCUGCAUUACUUCAUUUUCGAUCUGGUUACCGGUGGAGAGCUUUUUGAUGACAUCGUUGCGAGAGAGUACUACAGUGAAGCUGAUGCAAGCCAUUGCAUACAGCAAAUCAUGGAGAGUGUAGAGCAUUGCCAUAAGACAAGUGUUAUACAUAGAGACUUGAAGCCAGAGAAUCUUCUGCUGGCAAGCAAAGCCAAGGGGGCCGCAGUCAAGUUGGCCGACUUUGGACUUGCUAUCGAGGCUGAAAAUGAUAAACCAAGCUGGUAUGGAUUUGCUGGAACUCCAGGUUACCUUUCUCCAGAGGUGUUGCGUAAAGAAGCAUAUGGCAAGCCAGUCGACAUGUGGGCAUGUGGUGUAAUUCUGUACAUUCUUCUGGUUGGAUAUCCACCAUUUUGGGAUGAAGAUCAACAGAAGCUCUACAACAUCAUCAAGCAUGGGAAAUAUGACUACCCAUCGCCAGAGUGGGAUACGGUUACACAUGAAGCCAAAGAUCUUAUAAACAGAAUGCUCACUAUCGACCCUAAUCGAAGAAUCACUGCGUCUGAAGCUCUGAAGCAUGCCUGGAUUGCGAAUCGUGAACGUGUAGCCUCGUCCGUACACAGACAGCAGACCGUGGACAGUUUGAAGAAGUUCAAUGCUCGCCGGAAGUUAAAGGGAGCUAUACUUACUACCAUGCUGGUUUCCAAGAACUUUUCCACUUUCCGGGAGAAGAGCCAAAGUCAAGGUGCUGUUCAAGCGAAAGCAGCAAAACCUCAAGCAAAGCAAAGUUCGGAGGUCGAAAAACGGCCACAAACAGUGCCGCCAUCGGCUAUACCUGAUCCAGAAGUGUUACAAGCCUUUAGUCAUUUAGCAGCCCAAGUAAAACCUCAGGUAAAGCAAAGUACUCAGGUUGAGAAACCGCCUCAAACAGGACUUCCAAAAGCUCCAGACCCAGAUGUUUUACGUGAUCUUAGUCAAUUAGCAGCACAAGCUGGAAGAUCAUCCAAGAAAGAUGACGGCAUCAAAGAAUCCUCAGAUGGCAGCACAAUUGAAGAUGAUGAUGUCAGAGCUCGCAAACAAGAAAUUAUCAAGCUUACAGAACAAAUUAUUGAAGCAAUCCAAAAGGGAGAUUAUGAAACUUACACCCAAAUUUGUGACCCCCAUUUGACCUGCUUUGAGCCUGAGGCUUUUGGAAACUUGAUUCAUGGCAUGGAUUUUCACAAGUUCUAUUUUGACAAUGCAAAUAAAGGUAACAAAGCACGUAAUACUAUUGUAAAUCCUUAUGUUCACCUGAUCGGAGAAGAUACAGCAGUCAUAGCUUAUGUACGACUUACUCAAUUUAUUAACAGCUCCGGUCUACCCGUGACCCAACAAUCUGAGGAAACCAGGGUGUAUCAGCGCAAGGAGUCUAAAUGGCAGCAUAUCCACUUUCAUAGGUCUGGCUCACCAAGCAUGCCUGCUAAAUAGACAAGUGUGGCGGACAGGGAUGACUGCCCGGUGAUUCUUGCUUGUGGAUGUCGAAUCCUCUUUUUCCCAUGCCAACUGCUUGGGGAGAGUCUCGGAGAGAACAUGUUGGAUGGAAGAAUUCUUCAACAUUGCUUUCUCGAGAGAUAUUUUGAAUCUAUAAACUGUUCUUAUCUGUACAGUUUUGGAAAAUUUUGGCCAACCAUGAGUAAUGACAAAAAAUAUAUAUAUACAGAAAAAAAAAUGUGAUUUGAAAGGUAGAGUAUUUUGUGAUGGUUUGGCAAGUGCUAAUAUGGUGUUGGUCUUUGAGGACUUUUUGAGGGUCCACAAAGCUCCAUUCUCCAGUGUCUUAAGAACCUUUGGUUCCAAAAGAUCAUUUUUGUGCAUCAUAGUAUCUUUAAACACGAUUCACAAUAACAGUUUGGGAAACAAACAAAAUAACAAUAAUUAUUUGAUUUCAAAAUAUUUCCACAUCAAGCAAUUUUUUUGGCCAAAUGGGAGAGAAAGAAGUGUUAAUUUUCAAGACGUUCUCCAGACAAGAAUUACAAUUUAAUUACACUAAAUAAUAAAUUGUUUUUAUUAAAGUAUAUAUUGUCUUUUUCACAUAGAUAUAGCCAGCAAGUAUCAUGGUACUGAUGCAAAAUUCUAUUCAAAUUUUGGAAUUGCUUUGUAGAUGAGGAAUAUAGUUCUUGUUGUGUAUAGUUUGGUAUGUAGGGUAAUUGCUUAUAAUUGCAAAAGAGAAUUUUAUUGUUAUCUUUAUGUCAUUGUCUUAUAAAAAUAAACAUUAAGAAAUGUUUUUUAAAUAUGGGAAUCAAGUUGCGCUUUUGAAUUUGUGAAAUUAAACAAAAAAAACUAUAAAAAAAUAUGUUGAAUUUAAUUCCCUUAUUAAUCAGUUGAUUAAAUAAUCUAUUAUAUUUAAUAUUAUUAUUAUUAACUUCAUAUAAAUGGUUUUCAUGUAUGUGCCUGUUGCUAGGGAAGCUAUUUGUAAUCAAAAUCUCAUAUAAUUUCUGAUUUUAACAAGAUUUAGAUAUUAAUUCCCAUCAAUAGUGCUUUAUAUAAAUAUUUGUUUUCUGUGUCAUACCCAGAUCUUGUGACUUUCGACUGUUUUUAUGUGAGCCAAUGAUAACAUUUAUCCUCUUUCUGAUUUUGAAAAUGUUGGGUUAUAUAAAAUAAGACCAGAAAGGUUUAAAUUGUUGGCAUGGAUUUGCUAGGUUAUAUCAAGCAUUGGUGAUGGUACAAAUAAAAAAAAUAUAUUUUUACUUCUCUCUUAAUUUUAAUUUUCUGACCUCUUUAUUAAAGUUGAUCAUUGUCAAGGUUAUAGACAUUUUAAAUUUAGGAUCCGGACUGACUGUACCCAUAGAUCUUUACCUAAUGAUUUGAUUUGAAAUCAACUUAAUUGGGCCAAAUUAAAAAAUGAUUCAUCAUAUUUAUAGUAAUAAUAAUAACAUUUAUAUACAGUAGGGCACCAUUAUUAUCAUAUCAUCAUAUAUAUUUCUGUCACAAAGGUAGCCACAACAGACACAAAUUCUAUAGGAUUUCUGUGUUUUUUAACUAAUAAAAAGAAACAAAAGGCAGCCAAUAAUUUAGAUACCAUAAGUGACAAGAAUCAUUUUUUUCUUUGGCCUGACAUUGAAAGAUAUGUUCCCAGCAACAGGAAAGAAAAGAAUUGAACUGUUGUUUGGUAUAUAUUCAAAAUAAUGUAUGUUCAUAUAUUUGUAUACUAAUUAUGCUCAGUAAUUAUUAAUCCAGCCUAAAACUAAAAAAGGAUUCAAAUGUAUUUGAUGUUGCCAUCAUUAUUAUCAACUAUGCACGUAAAUUACAGUUAUUUUUUCGCAUUUAUGCACUCACGAAAGGUGGUUAAUUUUACUCCAGUGUAAACCAUUCCUUAUUAAUCAUCUAAAAAGAGUGUGUAUUCACUUGGUUAAGAGGUCCUACACUGGUUUGAUUGUGUAUAUGUCUCAUGUACGCAUUAUGACAUUUUAUGUACGGCAUCCAUUUGUUUAGUUUAUUGGAACAUUUUCACAAACAUAUCGUAGUAAUAUAUAAAUUUUAUAUCCUGCUUUGUAUGUUUUUUUUUUUACUUUACAAUUUUACUGUUUAAUGGAUGAUGCAUAUCCAUUGUGUGGAAUAUCACAGAAAACAGAAGUAAUUUGUUAUGGCAAUAUAUUGGUGUGGACUCUUCUUUCGGUUGUCAAUUGACUUUGAAGAUGUCAAAGGUCAUGACAUGCAGGUUAAACAGUAUGACCCUGUGAAUGUUAAUAAGUAUUCUUUGCCUUUGCAAAACAACUUACAGGAAACUUGGUAUGAUGUGAUAAUAAGUGUUUUAUUGCCCAAGCAAAAAACAAAUUUGUUAGUAUGUCUUAAAUUCAUUAAACAAAGUACUAUUCAGUGGAAAAUCUGAUUUUUAUGUCUCAAUUGUUAAAUCUGCGUAGAAUAUUUCUAACUUUUGAAUGAGAGUCACAAUAAUAUUAAGAAAUGUAGCUUCAUUGAUGAACAAAAUGUGAUUUUUAAAAGUCAUAAUUUUGUUUAAUCAUCAUAACAAUCAAUUUGAAAUUUGUGAUUUAAAAUUUGAUAAAGCGAUCAUGGUUCUAAUUCUUUCAAUGAUUUAUUAAUUUCCGAUGGAAGUCUGAAAAAAAUGUUUUUGAUAAAUAUUUUUCUCAUGGUACAAAUGUCGAGAGAACAAACAAUUCUGACAAAUUUGGUAAAGUGUUCAUUUAUUAGGUGCAGUGCCGUAGCCAUCUAGAAUUGUAUGUGAUGUGUCUAGAAGGUUUAUUACACAGGUUGCUGCUUUGUUUACACAGUACCCCAAAAUUCUCUUGUACCCAUUUUUUGUGCCUUAUCCUGUAGUUGUGGUCAGCAUUUUUAGCUGUCUCUCAACUAUUGUAUUAGAAAACCUACAAGACUUAUCCAUCACAACACAAAACCUACAAGACUUAUCCAUCACAACACAAAUCAGUCCUCAAUAUUACCCAUAUUGCUGAUCAUCAUAAUCUGAUUGUUUCAUAGUCAUUGCGUGGACCCAGUAUUUAUGACCUUUGUAAGUUGCUUAAUUUUUGUAUCUUUAUAGGAAUUCAAUACCAGUAACUUAAGUAUUACUCCCUUUAAAUGUUUUUUAUCUUUUUCUGCUAUUGAUUUAUUCAGUGAAAUACAAUGAGGAGUUCCUGAAAGAGUGCCCUCUAUUGGCAUUGCCAUUGCUGGGGGCCUUCUCAGGGACUGGUGCGCGUAUUAUGUCGUGGUGCAAAAUCCAUAGAAUAGAUUACAACAACAAAAAAAAACUACAUACAUACAAUUACAAUAUUUGGGUUGUAGCAGAGGAUUAUGUGAAAACCCCACAAGACCCAGCUAUGGCAUUUGUAGGGAGAGUAAUCAAUAUAAAUGGAUCAGCCUGUUUCACUAUUAUCACUAUUGUUUUAUUGUAUCUUAUCCUUGAGGCAUGGCUGUUGACCCUUUAUCUUUCAAACCCUUGAUUUGGGUGGGGGGUGUGGGUUUGAUAGUUUCGUAAAUGGAAACCAUCCUAUUCUAGAGAGGCACAUUUUGGAAUAUUUAUGCUAAGCCCAUAAACAUAAUCUUGAAUUACCAUCAGGCAUUGCACUGUAAGUUGCAUGUAUAGUAGAUUAUCAACCUACUCCUCUGCCGCACCCCUCCCCUUAUCCCCAGGGGCACAAGCUUCAUCUGUUUUUGACCUCCCGAGCUGCAGGAACUCCCCAUGGCUAUUGCACUUCAAGAUUAAGCCUAAAAUAAAAAAUACUUGCAAUUGAAGAUCAUGUGAAGUGUUGUAUUAGUCCAAUUCUUCAAGUUACAAUGAUCAUGCUUAUAAUUAUAGUGCUUUGUAUAUUUCAACAUCUGGCAGUCCCUUAAAGAUUCUAGCUGACAAGUACUUCAUCAAUGAUGCAUUGAUUAUAUUAAGUAUUUGAAUAAAUGAUUAUAGCCUGCUGUAUGCAUAUGUUGAGGAUUAUGCAGUAAAGAUCAACUUAAUAUUCACAGUUAGCAGCAGGGUAUUAGUAACAUAUGACAAUGUAUCAUAAUGGAUCAUUAUUAUUUUAAAUAAUAAAAUUAUGAACUAUUGAUCAUGAAUUAGAUAUUCAAACUAUUUAUGAAUGUUCUUUCACAAGAAAAAAGCUUUAUAAUUAGAUAUUCAACAAUCUAUUAUUUCUAUUGAAAUGAUAAUUUAGAUAAGAUCAUCUAUUGAGCUCAAAUCAUUGAUAUGUGAAUAUUCACCGCAAAAACUUGUUUCAAGGUAUAAAAUAAUGCAAAGAUCAGUUAACUUUACAGAAAUGAAUUACAUUUGCUUUGUAUAAAAUGCAAAACUACCUGAUAUUCAAUGAGAAUUGUUGCCAUUUUGUGGUUCAGAAUCUGGUUUUUAACCAUAUGCUAUUGAAUAAGUCAUGGUAACAAAAGGGUCGUCCGGGUGGGUUAUUUUUCUUGUGAAUUUAGUGGAUUAACAUGUACCUGUGAUUGUAGAUGUUUGUUGAUUGGCUAAGACCAUCUUUUUCGCAGUUAACCAAUAGCUAUUGAUGAAAUGUUGUAUUCUGACUCAGUAAAGUUAGGUGCAAUUGGAA